AUGUCCUAUCACGCCGAUAUCUCCGACAAUCUACACCCAAACACCCCUUCUCACCUUAAUUCCGUUCUCUACUAUGAGGACCCCAUCGUCAUGCCCAUCCUGGUCAACAAUGACCAAAAUGGUGAACAGUCAAUGGCCCCUGGCCAGCUAUAUCCGCCGGGCUACUUCACCAACCUGCUGAAUGACAACGACAACCACUCAUUCGACAUGGGAUCCUCAUCUUUCCCCAUCCUGCACCGUCGUCCAUCCGAGUAUCGUCCCUCCGCCAACCAUCUUCCUUUUGGUGCGGCCUUCCCACCCUUAAUGGACGAGCCUCUUCCCUCGACGGAGGACUUUACUGACAUGCCAGCAAUGCCUCCAAUGCCUACUGCCAUGACCACUCCAACUCCCCAGUGGCCCAUGCCUCCCGCCCCGCACAUGGUCGCCAUGUCUACCAUGGCUUCAACAGCUGGCAUGCCGUUCGGAUGGACGACAGGACCCCCAAGCUUCAUCAACCCCGUCCCUCCCCCCUUGCCUCUCUCCACAAAGCCCAACUUGAGAAAGCGCACCACGACGGGGUUGGGCCCUGUCACUCGCACACCCACCCACACAACCAGUAGGCCCGCCGUCGUGCUCGACGAGCACCACCCCAAGCCCGAGGCAGCCUACUACCCUCCCACCAAGCGCAUCAAGCGCGAGCCCGUCGAGACACCCCGAAAGCCAUCGUGGGCAGCCUCCUCUCACCCCGAAGACGGCUCGGUAGUCUCCCUCCCCCGUCCUCCCCUGGCCCAACCGCGGCAGGUCACCCCCCAGCCUGCAGCGGAGCAGUCCGCAGCCAACUCGGGACACAAGAGCAGCAGCGGCGUCAGCAGCAGCACCUACGACAGCACCUACGACUCGCUUAGCGAUGUCUCCCCCCCUCCCCCUCCCCCUUCCUCCCCCUCGUCAUCUCCCUCCCCUGCUACUCCUCGUCCCGUACAACCCCCCUCCGUGCAGAACCCACCACCCCCAAUCAUCCCCCGCCCCCUGGAGCCGUUCCCGGAAGCAGGAACCAUCAUGAACUUCCCGCUUCCGCAGAUCGACCACCAGGGGCAGCGGCCCGCAGCCGCGGAGCGGUACUUGUCCUCUCUCCAGGACGACUUCCUCUUCCAUGCCCUGGACUCGUACGAGAUUGAGACGGAGUACCGCAAUGCGCUGCGGGUUCGCGAGCGGGUGGACUGGGACUGCCGGCGGUUGGGGUUGCGGCUGCGGUACUUGCGUCGGUGCCAGGCGAGGGCGGCGGAGAGAUAUCCGAUGGCCCGGGAGUGCGAGUGGCAGCGUGGGGAUUUUGGGGAGCAGGUUGCGGGAUAUGAAUACUGA
This is a messenger RNA of Penicillium subrubescens, 1338 nucleotides long. RefSeq lists its product as uncharacterized. The record is from RefSeq and is a predicted model, not a curated record. Bases 1 to 1338 code for a protein of 445 amino acids. The transcript has 2 exons. NCBI's taxonomy places the organism in Eukaryota, Fungi, Ascomycota, Eurotiomycetes, Eurotiales, Aspergillaceae.